Syzygium oleosum is the source of this 896-nucleotide messenger RNA. RefSeq lists its product as uncharacterized. The record is from RefSeq and is a predicted model, not a curated record. The coding region runs from base 16 to 642 and encodes 208 amino acids. Lineage: Eukaryota; Viridiplantae; Streptophyta; Magnoliopsida; Myrtales; Myrtaceae. The transcript has a single exon.
CUCGCAUGAACUAUCAUGGAAGUAACCCCCGCAACAGGAACGGACAACCACCAACCUCCCUCGACACCUCCUUUAUAUUGCGACGCCACGACUUGGAGAGGAAAGGGGGCUGCGAGAAUGGCGAACGCGAGGGCGUCGAGGGAGGCGGCAGCCUGGCGGUGCGGGAAGCACCCGAAGCACCGGCAGUCGACCGGCGUGUGCUCGCUCUGCUUGACCAAGAAGCUCUCCCGGCUGUCCAGCGGCGAUUACCUACGCGGCUCGGCCGGCGCGAACCGGCGGUACUCCUGCUCCACGUCGCCGUCGUCCUCGUCCUCCCUGUCGUCCUACCACUCGUCCUCCGGGUCGUCCUCGUGCGCGAGCCCGGUCGUCCACCACCGCCACGGCCGGUUCGCCCACGAGGCGAGGUCCGGGCCGGUGUCGAUGCUCUUCGGGGGCAAGGGCGUGCUCAAGAAGAGCCGGUCCGCCGCCUUCGCGCCGAAGACGGGGCCCGGCGGGGAUCGCGCCAAGGGAGAGAGGAGCAAAGGCGGGUUUUGGUCCAAGCUGAUCCCCGCGAGGAGGAAGAGGAAUGAUGGAGCAGAAGGUGGUGGUGACAUGAUGCGCUUGAAGCACUCCUCGACGCUGAGGGAGAGGGUGGCCGUGUAAUAUAUAAGGUUCAUAUCGAUUGGUGCAUGAAGCAUUUUCAUGAAUUUUUUUUCUUUUAAUUUUUCUUCUUAGAAAUUGAUUAAGAUUUGUAGAUCUACACGAGGAGAAAGGAAAGGAGGGAUGGUUAUACCAAAAGGGGAAAACCAAUGCACACACCCAAAUAAAGGGAGGUUUUCCCUUGUUGAUUGUAAAUUAAUUAGGUUGUAUUACUGCUUAAUUGAAGGAAUUUUAAUUAGCAGAAGACCUUUACCAAA